Molecule: messenger RNA, 2644 nt
Organism: Drosophila guanche
Lineage: Eukaryota; Metazoa; Arthropoda; Insecta; Diptera; Drosophilidae
Product: nucleolar MIF4G domain-containing protein 1 homolog
Exons: 2
Coding region: 73-2625 (850 amino acids)
Biological process (GO): ribosomal small subunit biogenesis
Cellular component (GO): nucleolus
Molecular function (GO): protein binding; RNA binding
Source: RefSeq, a predicted model, not a curated record
AGCACUGUUCGUCAAACAGCUGAUUCGAGCCGAAUUUUUAAAUGUGAUUCUAAGGAAUAUCCGCUAAAAAAAAUGGUUAAAAUAAAGAAAAAGGAGCCUAUGAAGAAGCGUCUCACCCGCAAGGAGCAGCGCAAGCAGAAGCAGGAGGUGAAGAAAACCCACAAGCGGCUCUACCAUGCGGGGAAAACAAACGGUGCACAGCGCGUGGCCGAUGCGGAAGCGGCUGCCGCUGCAGCGCAGUCUUCAAAGGGUGGCCGCAAGAAGAAGAAGAAGAAGGCGAAAGUGAAUCCCGAAGAGAUCCCGCUGGAACAGCUACUCUCCGGGGAAGUGGAUGACGAUGAUGACGAGUCCAUUGCCUCGGACUUCAGCGAUGCCGAAGUCGAUGCCCUGCUGCCCGCCAGCCGCAAGGUGGAGACCUACGAACCGCUGAGCAAGCAGCCAAAGGCACAGCGGGGCGCCAUCCAGCGCCAGGAUGAGGUGGAGAUGCGCAAACGUGAGCUGCGCCAACAGAAGGAGCUGCAGGGCAAGGCGCGCAAGCAGCGGGUGAAGCAGCUUAAGGUGGACAACGAGGAGGAGGAUCGCGAGAUUGCCAAGCUGGAGAAGAAGCUGAAGCUGAACAAGAGCAAGGACAAGAAUCGCCUCGUGCGCAAAAUGUUCAACGAUGGCCUGGACUAUCUGCUGGACUUUUGCCUGGACGAUGAUGAGGAGAAGCAAAAGUGGGAGGAGAAGCAGGAGCGAAAGCGCCAGAUGAGAGAGCAGCAGGAGAAGGAAGAGGCGGGCAUGUGGAGCGACGAGGAAGAGGAGGAGGAGGAUGAAGAUGAGGCACAGGACAUGCCAGAGGAUGACAGUGAACAGAGCGGGGAGAGCGGCAUGGAGGAGUCGGUAGAGGAGCACAGCGAAGAGGAGGAUGAAGAUCAGUCGGAGGAUGAGCCGCAGUCGAAAAUCAAGGAAGACAUCUACGGCCGCAAACGCGAUGCUGAGGGCAACAUUUUGCCCGAUCCCAGCGAGCAGGAGGCCACAGCCACCGGCCAGAAGUACAUACCACCGCAUCAGCGUGCUCUAAUGGCCGCCGCCAGUGCGGGCAGCAACGAGAAGCAAGCGGAGCUGCUGGCACGCCUGCUCAAGCAAUGCAAAGGUCUGCUGAAUCGUUUGUCCGAGGCAAAUCUGCACAAGAUUGCCGCUGGCAUUGAGGCGCUCUACAUGAAGAAUUCCCGCUACAACAUGAACGAAACGCUGACGAAGUUGCUGCAGGAGGCGCUGCUUGGACCAACACGCACCCAGGAGCGCAUGGUGCAGGAGCACAUGGUGCUGCUGGCUUAUUUGCACGCACAAAUUGGCAGCGAGAUUGGCGCACACUUUCUGCAGACAUUUGUGGAGCUGUUCGAUGGGCAUCUGAAGCAACUGGCCAGCCUGGAGGUGGAGGACAAGCAGCUGAACAACAUUGUGCUGCUCCUCUGCUACAUGUACAUCUUCAAGAUCUACGAAUUGAGUCUGCUGAUGGAGCUGAUAGGCCGCCUGGCGGAUAAUCUGUGCGAGAAAACCGUCGAGUGUCUGCUGCUGAUCUUCCAAUCGAUUGGCUUUCGCCUGCGCAAGGACGAUCCGUUGGCCUUUAAGACCAUGAUGCAGAAUGUUCAGUCAAAGAUUGCCGCCGCACCGCUGGAACUCAAGGAGAAUCCCCGCCUGCGCUUCAUGGUGGACAUCCUAAAUGCCGUGAAGAACAACAACAUGAACAAGCUGCCGCAAUACGAUCCCGAGCUGGCGGAGAACCUACGAAAGCGUCUGAAGGCCAUGCUCAAGAACGAUCGCUAUGUGGUGACGCUCAAUAUAACCCUAGAGGAUCUGCUGCGCGCCGACAAGGUGGGUAAAUGGUGGAUCGUGGGCUCUGCGUGGACGGGAAACCUCAACGAAAUGGGCGCAGCAAGCAAGCAGAAGGCAAACCAAUCGCAAUCCUCUGCGGGUUUUGCCGAUCAACUGCUGGAGCUGGCCAAGAAGCAGCAAAUGAACACAGCCGAGCGACGGAAUAUCUUUUGCAUCAUCAUGAGCGCCGCUGACUAUGUGGAUGCCUUCGAGAAGAUUCUCCACUUGUCGCUGAAGGAUCAGCGUGCGGUGGCCUAUGUGAUCAUACAUUGUGCCUUGAACGAGCGCCGCGCUAAUCCCUACUAUGCACACUUGGCCCUCAAGUUCUGUCAGUACAAUCGCAAGUAUCAGCUGGCGUUUCAGUUUGCGGCCUGGGAUCGCAUCAACGACAUUGAAUCGCUGUCCAAGGCACAGAUACGCAAUCUGGCGAGCUUCCUGCAGCAGCUGAUACUCGCCGCGGGCCUGCAGUUGUCCGUGCUCAAAGUGGUGGACUUCAUGCAGCUGGAGCGGCUGAGCUUUUACUUUAUGCGCGAGAUUAUGGUGAAGCUGCUGCUGUCCAGCGAUGAGCGUGAGCUGCAGCAGGCAUUCGAGCGCAUUGCCAAGAACUCCAAGCUGCAGCAGUUCAAGCAAAGCAUUCGCCUCUUCAUGCAGCACUUUCUGCUGCAGCAGGAGCAGCUGGCGAAGCUCAAGCUGGAGGAGGUGCAACAGUUGCUGCUGCAGCAGCGCGUCGAUCAACUGGACAAGCUCUUGGCCUACGUGGACUUGUAAAUUACACUAUAGAAAGAGA